AAGUAAAUUAGAUUUAAGAUGCUGAAGUUCUGAAGACGACCAGCGCAGCCAUCAACUGAUGCAGUACCUCUACGCUCAAUGUCGACGGUUAUCUGAAAAUUUUGAGGCUAAUGCAUCACAAUUUGAUUUCGAUUUCCUUCAGCAACGCUAUGAGGACAUCUAUAACAUCUUAUUACGAGCUCAACAAACGGAAAUAUUCACUGAUAUCGAUGACAUCUUGGACAGCGUAAAGAUAGUACUUUGCUUCCUAGAGGAAAAAAAUAACCACACUGGUGGAUUUAGACCUGCAAUGAUCACAUCUGGUGGCCGAGGACGGCCAUCGUGGGACAUUUCAGAAGAUCAACUAAAGUACUUGUUAGAGUACAAUUUCACAGUCCGUGAAAUUGGGGAACUGUUAGGUGUUAGCUACAGCACUGUACGAAGAAGGAUGGCUGACAGCAAUCUCUCUGUCAGAAUGAAUUACAGCAACAUCAGCGAUGAGGAUCUCCAAAGAUUGGUGUGCAGUUUUAUCCAGGAGUGUCCUGAUUCUGGAAUCAAAACCGUCCUAGGAUAUCUUAAUAGUGUUGGACUAAGAGUGCAGAGAUCCAGAGUAAUGGAAACAAUGAGGGUGGUGGAUCCAGUGGGCACCAUCUGUCGUGGCAUUGGCAUUAAUAUCAUACAGAGAAGAGUUUACUCUGUACCAUCACCCCUGGCACUGUGGCACAUUGAUGGCAAUCACAAAUUGAUACGGUGGAGAAUUGUGAUUCACGGUGGCAUAGACGGAUACAGUCGUAAGAUAAUGUUCCUCACUGCCAGCAGUAACAACCGAUCUAGCACAGUUCUUCAAGCCUUCCUGGGAGCUGUGCAGAAGUUUGGCUUGCCCAUCAGAGUCCGAAGUGACAAAGGAGGAGAAAAUGUUGAAGUAGCUCGAUAUAGUAUGUUAGAACAUCCUGAACGAGGGGGAGAAAGAAGAAGUUUUAUAACGGGACGCAGUGUCCAUAACCAAAGAAUUGAGAGGCUGUGGAGAGACGUUUGGUGUGUUGUCACCGUGAACUACCGCUAUGCCCUGGAGUAUCUGGCUGACACUGCAGCUUUGAAUCCUGAUAGUGAACUGGAUUUAGCAUGUAUUCAUUUCAUAAUGCUGCCCAGACUAAAUCGGCAUUUAGAACUGUUUUCUGUGGCUUGGGACAGACAUUCCCUAUCCACGGAGCAAGGCAGAUCACCUCAACAGUUGUGGAUUAGGGGUCAGUUACUGGCAAACACCUCCAUAACUGACCCUUCCAGCGAGCAGAUUGACGAAGAUCGCUAUGGGGUUGACUGGGAAGGACCAACCCCAUUGGAUACAGACGAUUGUGUGAUCAUUCCAGACACACCAGAAAUUAUCAGAAGACAGGUUUCCAUGCUCCUUCAGGAAAGAAUUGACCCUCUGAGGGACAGCCACUGUUUUGGAAUGGACAUCUGUUUGGAAGCCUUGCAGUUGGCAAGGCAGACAUUUCUACAUUUUUCAUAACUACAUUUGGUUUUGUGUAGUGUGAGUGUGUGUGUGUGU
Molecule: messenger RNA, 1528 nt
Organism: Cyprinodon tularosa
Lineage: Eukaryota; Metazoa; Chordata; Actinopteri; Cyprinodontiformes; Cyprinodontidae
Exons: 6
Coding region: 59-1489 (476 amino acids)
Biological process (GO): DNA integration
Molecular function (GO): nucleic acid binding
Source: RefSeq, a predicted model, not a curated record